AUGAAGGUUUUUUCCGGCUUGACUCUGGCGCUGCAUGCCGGGUCAGCAGUGGCGGCACUAGCACACAACUCGAACUCAACCUACUACAAUCCUGUUCUCCCCGGCUGGAGCUCCGACCCAUCUUGCAUCCAGAUCCACGGCACAUUCUACUGCGUGACGUCGACCUUCGUCACCUUCCCCGGCCUGCCCGUCUACGCCUCCAAGGGCUUGAUCAACUGGAAGCACAUCGGCCAUGUGUGGAAUUGCGAGUCCCAGCUCCCCGGCUAUAGCUGGGCCACCAAGGAGCAGCAACAAGGCAUGUACGCGGCAACCAUCCGUCAUCGCCACGGCACCUUCUACGUGAUCUACGAGUACCUCGGCCUUAACGGCAAGAACGUGCACCUAGGAGUCGUGUUGGACGACGACGGAGGACAGUUGAGUUUCCGGUUCAAUGCAUCGGGGAACGGGCAGGGCCAGACGACGAAGGCGAGCGCGGUACCUAAGGGGUGGUUUGCGGCGAUGCUGGCGGCGGAUGAGAGGACCAAGGUGGAGUUGGGUAAGGCAUCGGCGGAGCUGCUUAGCGGCGGGACGGGAUCGUUCGUUGGCACGCUGAUCGGAGUGUAUGCCACCUGCAACGGCGCCGGCUCGGGACUGGACUGCGAGGACGGCACACCCAGGGCGUACGUCAACCGGUGGAGCUAUACGGGAGUUGCGCAGUACAUCUCGGAGACGGAGACGGUCCCGAACAUUGCAGAACUAACUAGCCCCAAACCCAAACCGGAAUCACAACCACCUAUGGUUUGUCUGAGCGGGGUUGUCGGCGACAAGGGCUUUUGA
Molecule: messenger RNA, 816 nt
Organism: Dichotomopilus funicola
Lineage: Eukaryota; Fungi; Ascomycota; Sordariomycetes; Sordariales; Chaetomiaceae
Product: glycosyl hydrolase
Exons: 2
Coding region: 1-816 (271 amino acids)
Biological process (GO): carbohydrate metabolic process
Molecular function (GO): hydrolase activity, hydrolyzing O-glycosyl compounds
Source: RefSeq, a predicted model, not a curated record